Messenger RNA from Melitaea cinxia (Glanville fritillary), 1428 nucleotides. RefSeq lists its product as uncharacterized. Bases 145 to 1407 code for a protein of 420 amino acids. The record is from RefSeq and is a predicted model, not a curated record. NCBI's taxonomy places the organism in Eukaryota, Metazoa, Arthropoda, Insecta, Lepidoptera, Nymphalidae. The transcript has 9 exons.
UUAUUAUGAUUAAUUAAACACAUUUUAAAUAUUCAAUUAAGGAAAAGGAUGUCUCAUUUUAUUAAUUAUAAAAGCUUUUUAAAACGCUGAGGUCCUUAAACUGAACUAUUAGAAACGAUUUUUUUUAAACAUUUUGUUGAUAGAAUGGACAAUCAAAUUCAAGAUCAAAACGAUUUAUCGUCAUUUGUUGUAAAUUACAGAAGCCCAGCAUACUCUAGGGAUGAAGUAAAAGCUUUAGUUAAUUUAGUUGCAAAAUACAAACACAUAAUAUUAAACAAGUGCACAAAUUCUGCAACAAAUCACGCCAAAGAUUUCGCUUGGGCUGAAAUAUCGAAGGACAUAAACAAAAGAGGAUUCAAACACACAAGAAAUGUGGAUAGCUUAAAAACAAAAUGGGAAAAUCUCAAAAAGGAAGCGAGAAAGGCCUCAAAAAAUUUAAUAUAUUUAAAAAAGUCAGAUGAUAAUGAUGUUCUAUACCAAAUAAUUGAAAUGGUUAGUGAAAAUGCAAAUAUUAACGAAUUGCGUCAAUCUUUGUUGGAAGAUAUAAAUGAUUUACAAGAAUAUGAAGAAAAUAUUUCAUCAAAACCGUGGGAUGAUAAUGAUGGUAAACAGUCUGACUGUAGUGAAGGAGAUGAAAACUUUUUAGCGUACAACAGAUCAUUAAAUUUUUCCCCAGAAGAAUGUAGUCUGCUAUUGAAAUGUAUAAAAGAUGAAAAGAAAAAUAUUCUGUGCAGAAAAACUACAAAUAGCGCCAUUAAGAUAAAAAACAAUGCUUGGACUAGGAUAACAUACAAUUUCAACAAAAGGAGUCCAACAAAAAGGACCACAAAAAUGCUUCGUACAAAAUUUGGCAAUUUGAAAAGAGCGGCAAAACAGGUUAAUUUUAAAAACUUUGUUAUCAAGAGACAAAACGAAAAAUUAAGGGACGAAGAAGAAGAUGAAAAUAGGAAAAUCAAAUCUGAACUACACUUAAAGUACAGAGGCAAUCUAGAAUCGGAUAAUGAGGAAGAUGAAAAUGAUGUAGACAUGAAUGAAAUUACAAAUGAGCAUUGUGAAGAAAUGUCAGAUCCCCUUCUGACAGUUCUAAAAGGAGACUCAGGAAUAGAUUCAUUGAGCCAAUAUGGUUGCUGUAGAUCAUCUGAAAAUAAUGAAGUUAUGAAAUUGAAGCUAGAACUUCUUAAGUACAAAUUAGAAACUGCUAAAUUAGAGAGACAAAGGGUAGUUGAGGCGGCACAGGCGGAGUCCUCAGAGCGUGAGUCGCGCGCCAUAGAGGCGUCACUGCGGCUGCGAGCAGCGCGCCUCGCUCUCGUGAGCGCAGAGCAGCGACUGAACCCGGAGCACCCCGCGCUGCGGUACAGCGAGCGAGAGGCGCGUGCCCAGAAGUAUAUGCAACAGUUCCACGAUUAAAAUUAUAAUUUUUUUUUAUUA